AUGAUCGAUUUAGAUUUCGUACAAGAAUCAAAUUUUAGUUAUUAUCGAAAACGACGAAGACUUAUCGGAUGUCAAUCAAAAUGUAUUAUAUUGAAAUAUGUAUUAAUUCUCUUGGCGAUCGCAUGUCUCGUUGUCAUUAGCUUAUUUGCCACUAAGAACUAUUCACGCAUCGUUUCUGUACUAAAAGUAGCAAGAACAUUCGUUUACUUCACUUGCCAACCAUACACUAUAUCUGACAAUCGUUCGUUUUUCGAACGUGAGUAUCCUCAAGCCAAUCUACCACAAGAGAUAUCAAAUUCGUCCUAUCAAGAUUCUCUUCGUCAACUUCGUUCACUUCGUUUAGUUGUUCUCUCUUGUGCACGUAACAUUGAAAAUCAUAUUGAAGCGUAUCGAAACUAUAUCGAGCCGAUCAUCGAUCUUUUCCAUCCAUCUUCUUCGAUUCAUAUUCUCGAAAGUGAUUCAACUGACAAAACCAUUGUAAAACUUCGCCAGUGGUCCCGAGUCCAUGUUUAUUUCUAUGGACGACUAUCAAGGUCAAUUUCUGAGCGUACGGAGCGUCUUGCCUAUUGUCGUAAUAUGCUGUUAGACAAAGCGCAUACCUUGUCAGCUGAUUAUAUUUUCAUGAUCGAUGUUGAUAUGUUUGCUAUGCAAGCUUCUUCAUUUCUGACGAAUUUUAAAUACCUUCACAAUGACUGGUCUGUCAUGAUUGCAACAACCAAGGGUCACUAUUAUGAUAUAUGGGCAUUACGUACUCUAUCCGAUUCAGUAAUGAAUUAUGAUAUUUGGCAUCGAAUAUGGAAUUUAAGCAAAUCACCAGAGUACUAUUGUUCUGAAUCGUUAGUUAAUCAAAUUAUCGGAGUUCAUACAAAGCAAAUUCCCAUCGAACGUGGUUUAAUCGAAGUUCGUUCAGGGUUUGGUGGUGCUGCUCUGUAUAAACUCAAUUCCACUCGUGGAUGUCGUUAUAAUGGUACAGGCCCUACUUGUGAACAUGUACCAUUUCAUUUAUGUAUACGAGAAAAGCAUCAAGGACGAAUAUUUAUUAACCCAGAAUUUCGAAUUAAAUAG
Molecule: messenger RNA, 1065 nt
Organism: Adineta ricciae
Lineage: Eukaryota; Metazoa; Rotifera; Eurotatoria; Adinetida; Adinetidae
Source: the annotation of a GenBank genome assembly